AUGACGGCCCGGGUCGGAUGGAGGUCCUCAGUGGCCUUUGUGACGGUGGUUGUGGUCCAACGAUGGUCGUCGAUCCUCCUCGCAUCCUAUGGUGGUUCCAUCCUGUUUGGAUCGUUGCUAUUCGGCUGGGUUGGCGACCGGACAAAAGCCAAGCAGGUCCCAUUCCUGCUGGGGAUGAUAGUGGUGGGUGGCGCGACAGUGCUCUUCUCUCUCACAAAGACGCUAUCCCUGGUCCUCCUCGCACGGCUCUUGCAGGGGCUGUCCACAGCCAUCGUCUUCACGAUUGGCUUCAGCCUACUGCUCGAAACAGUCGGCAGCAAACACAUCGGGCGCGCCGUCGGGUUCACCAGCAUGAGCCUGAGCCUGGGUCUCUUCGGCGGACCGAUCAUCGGCGGCUUCGUCUACGACCGCGCAGGCUACUUCGCGGUGUUUGUGCCGGCUUUCGCCCUGAUCUUACUGGAAAUCAUCCUGCGACUGCUCCUACGGCCGUGUCCCCCGGUUCGACAUAGUAAUGACCCCGACGAGAAUGAACCCCUGCUUCCAGACACAGGAGAUACAGACACACAGACUGCAUCCGCAGCCACCGCACCAAGCAUUCUCCUCCGCACGCCCCGCUUCCUGGUAGCCAUGUUAGGCAUGUGUCUCCUCAACACCUUCAUGACAGCCUUCGAAGCCGUCCUCCCCGUCUACCUCCGCUCAACCUUCCACUACAGCCCCAACCAAAUCGCCAUCGUCUUCCUCUCCAACACGCUUCCCAUGGUACUCUCCCCGCUCAGCGGCGCCGUCGUAGACCGCAUUGGGCCCUUCUGGCCGGCCGUAGGGGGGUUCGCCGUGGCAGGCCCGAGCAUGAUGCUUCUUGCACUAGUCCAGCACAACAGCACGACGAGCUCGCUUCUGCUGCGCGUGUUUCUGUUCCUCUUUGGCUGCGGUGUUUCUAUGGCUAUGCCGGCGGUGAUGGCUGAGAUUAGCAUGGCGACGGAGGCGGUCGGGGCGCGCCAUCCGGGUAUCUUUGGUCGUUAUGGUGCGUAUUCGCAGACCUAUGGGCUGAGCAAUGCUGCUUUUGCGGGGGGUACGUUGGCGGGUCCCCUGCUGGGAGGGUAUAUCAGUGAGUGGGCUGGGUGGGGUGUGAUGGUUGCCGUUCUGGGAGGGUUGAGUUUGGGGAUGGUGGUGUUGGUGGUUGUCUUUACUGGGCGAGAGGCUGUCCUAUUGACAAGAGAUGAAUCGUAG
Aspergillus campestris IBT 28561 is the source of this 1227-nucleotide messenger RNA. RefSeq names its product MFS general substrate transporter. The coding region runs from base 1 to 1227 and encodes 408 amino acids. The transcript is spliced from 3 exons. Gene Ontology annotation, biological process: transmembrane transport. Lineage: Eukaryota; Fungi; Ascomycota; Eurotiomycetes; Eurotiales; Aspergillaceae. The record is from RefSeq and is a predicted model, not a curated record. Gene Ontology annotation, molecular function: transmembrane transporter activity.